This is a messenger RNA of Colletotrichum spaethianum, 957 nucleotides long. RefSeq lists its product as uncharacterized. The record is from RefSeq and is a predicted model, not a curated record. The transcript has 2 exons. Bases 1 to 957 code for a protein of 318 amino acids. Lineage: Eukaryota; Fungi; Ascomycota; Sordariomycetes; Glomerellales; Glomerellaceae.
AUGGCUGAGAACCUCGACGGCUUCGUCCGCUUUUGUGGCGGUAUCAAUAAGCUCCCAGACGACGGCACCUCUACACCUAGGAUCCGACUGCUCAAAGAAGCCAUUGAGACGGACGAUUACUUUUACAUCGUGCUACAUCAGAUUCUUUGUGUGUGGUCUAUUGACAGGGAAGCCGUGUACCGCCUCCUUGGUCUUGCUCCAGACGUAGCAGAGGGUGCGCUGAGCAUCAUACAGAAUACACUCAGAAAAAAUGAAAACAUGACCCAGAGGCUAGUGCAUUUCUUCGCAGACUUCCCCAACACGCGCACCUCUGGUUUGUGGGAAACCGAAGCCUUCCGCAAGCACGCCGGCGACGUUUCCGUUUUCCUCAACAACCUCCAUGAGCAAUGGAACAGAAUUCACAUUCCGGCCAUGAGACCCCGCUCCGGUAGAGGCUACCCGAUUCUUGCGGACGAGUUGCGCUACCAGCUGAAACUUCGGUCGCCAUUACUGGAAGGCAUAUUCUUCACAGUCACCAGGCGGCACAUCGGCGUCCCUGAUGGCCCCAUCGCGGAUCAGAUGAUGACACUGUUCCGGCAAGACGCCCACGGUGAUCACGCCGGAUUGUCUGAGCAGGAACAGAGGGUCUUCCAGCAUUCAUUGAUAUCGAAGUACAAACACCUUGUGCACGAGAACGACCGAAAUCAACAACAGCAGCAGCAACAACAGCAAUUGCGGCAGCAGACUCAUCCUUCGCAGGCCACUCGAGUGCAGCAACCCAUACUCCAGCAACCCAUACUCCAGCAACAGACCAUGCCCGAGCAAGUGAGGGGGCAUUCCGCCAGCUUCUCUCCCACACAAGCGAGCGUGCCAACUCCGACGCAAAGUUCCCCCGUUGUGAGGUUCGACAUGUACCCUUCCCCGCCCGUUCAGAACCCGCAUCAGUUCCAACGUGCCUUCGCAGUUGAGGCUACGUAG